AUGGCCGAGCACGACUUGACGAAAACAAUAAUUCCUUACCUCGACCGCCACCUUGCCUUCCCUCUUCUUGCUCACCUUACCGAGACUGCGCUGUUCCCUGAGGACGAAGUCCAUGCAGCACAGUAUGAACUUGCAAAGGGCACGAACAUGGUUGACUACUCUAUCGCCUUAUUCGAACAACUUCAUCCAGAUCAAGAGGUCCCGCAAGAAUUCGCAAGCAAGCGAGAGAAUGCGCUCUCAACGAAUGAGCGAUUAGAACAGGAUGCACAAGCGGUUCUGGACGUGAUCGAAAACCCGGACGUUGCACAGGCCCUACGACAAGACAAAAUGCAGAAUUUACAGUAUUUGAAGGAUCAUUACAAUCUAACUCUUGAACAAAUCAACGCAUUGUAUCACUUUGGCCAAUUCCAAUAUUCGUACGGAAAUUAUAGUGGUGCUGCUGACUACCUGUACCACUUCCGUGUCCUGUCUACCGACAACGACCUCCACCUUUCUGCACUGUGGGGGAAGCUCGCUUCUGACAUACUUACGGGGAAAUGGGAUAUUGCACUUGAGCAGCUCAACGAGCUCCGGGAGCUCAUUGACUCCCGCACGCCAGCGCCCUCGCUCACGAACUCCGCAGAGGGUGCGAUGCUCGGUCAACUGCAAGCUCGCACAUGGCUUUUGCACUGGUCGCUAUUCGUGUAUUUCAACCACAGCCAAGGACGGACGCUCCUCCUUGAGACGUUCCUUGCACCCGCAUACCUUAACACCAUACAGACCUCAUGUCCUUGGAUUUUACGAUACCUCGCGACUGCUGCCGUGCUUUCUCGUAAGGCCGGUGCGGCGGGUGGAACGACUUCCUCCCGUGUACGGCAUUCGUUGAAGGAGAUCGUGAAGAUCGUGCAGACGGAGGAGUAUCAAUAUAGUGAUCCUAUCACGAAUUUCCUCAAGGAGCUUUAUUUGGAAUUCGAUUUCGAGGCUGCACAACGCGAGUUGACGACAGCUGUCCAAGUCGUCGAGAACGAUUUCUUCCUCCAGGAGUUUAAGGACGAGUUCUUAGAUAAUGCGAGGUACCUCAUUAGUGAGGCGUAUUGCCGGAUUCACCAUAAAAUUGACAUCGCGGACUUGUCGGAACGCCUAAACCUCUCCCGCGAGGAAGGCGAGAAAUGGAUCGUAAACCUUAUCCGCGAGACACGCAUGGGUGCAGAUGCGAAGAUCGAUCUUGAGAAGAACGUCAUCGAGAUCACCCGCCCACCAGUCCCAGUUUACCAAUCUGUCAUUGAGAAGACACGCGGCCUGGCAUUCCGUACACAGGCCAUUGGUGCGGCAUUGGAGAAAUCGGCAGUAGAAAAACCUGCGCAGGGAACUGAAGGGCAGCCGGCUGUUGUUGAGGGUGCACGAUGAUUUUUUGUUUGUUCUACUGCAGCGUGAUGGUUCUCGUGGUUGAUUAUCUUUGAGGGGUUCUAUGCACGCAAUAUUUGACUCCUAAAAGUAAACUUACGUUUGUGUGUACACUGUUGUACCUGCUUUCGAUCUGUAGCUGCCCGUUGUUCCCUCUGUGCUUGUCUGAUUUGCCUUACACGUUUGCAUGCAUACAUAGAGAUGCACAGUGAGCUUUGUUGCCCAACGAUAAAUCGUAAUGUAUGGGCUUGUAGUAGAACAUACAUCUUUUAUCUUAUUUUCUGUGUAUGAGUUAUCUUGCCAUUUCUUCAUAAUU
Fomitiporia mediterranea MF3/22 is the source of this 1699-nucleotide messenger RNA. Its product is annotated as eukaryotic translation initiation factor 3, subunit 6. Gene Ontology annotation, molecular function: translation initiation factor activity. The coding region runs from base 1 to 1386 and encodes 461 amino acids. The record is from RefSeq and is a predicted model, not a curated record. Gene Ontology annotation, cellular component: nucleus; eukaryotic translation initiation factor 3 complex; cytoplasm. Gene Ontology annotation, biological process: translational initiation. The transcript has 5 exons. Lineage: Eukaryota; Fungi; Basidiomycota; Agaricomycetes; Hymenochaetales; Hymenochaetaceae.